Cotesia glomerata is the source of this 1341-nucleotide messenger RNA. RefSeq lists its product as uncharacterized. The coding region runs from base 1 to 1341 and encodes 446 amino acids. Gene Ontology annotation, molecular function: catalytic activity. The transcript has a single exon. Lineage: Eukaryota; Metazoa; Arthropoda; Insecta; Hymenoptera; Braconidae. The record is from RefSeq and is a predicted model, not a curated record.
AUGUUACAGGAUAUUAUUGACGACAUCAGAACAUCGCGUAAUUUUGACAUUUUCAUUAUUGGAGGCGACAUGAACGCCAAAGUUGGUCUACUAAAUCCCUGGCCAGCUGACCUCUUCACAGGAUCUCAAUUACAUGACUUUUUUUGCACUACGGAUGAUACUACGUGUGAAAGAGGCCGGAGGAUCACAGAUUUUAUGGUCGAAAACGACUUUGUGCUCAUUAAUGGAAGGUCAAUCAGUGACAGCCCUGCUCAACCAACGUAUGACAACCUAGGAUCAUCAAUCAUUGACCUUGUGUGGUCUGAUAUUUCUUCCUUGCAUCUUUUAAAGAAUCUUGAAGUUCUCCUAGAACCAUCACUGUCUGACCAUCACUCAGUCUGCCUAAGCAUCUCACUGGAAGCCACUCUUCACACAGUAGAAGAGAUGAAAACAAGAGAUUCAAGACUCAGUAAAAUUAAAUGGUCUGAAAGUGCAGCUGACCAGUACCGAGAACAUUUAUCAAACCGACUGACUUCUUUGGAUGCUCUGACCCUCUCUACAGAGCAAUUUCAGUCACUUCUACACGAUCAUAUGUUAUUUGCUGCUUCCAGUGCCAAUCUGGUCGUAAGAUUCGGCUCCUCUGCUCGCAACUGGACUUUCCGUAAUCCCUGGUUUGAUGCGAGUUCCAAGGUAGCACGAUGUGAACUACGAAAGGCUAUGAAAAAUUCAAAAAACGACAGAAAUAACGCAAGUCUCAGGAGCGAAGUCACCCUCAACAAGAAAAAAUACCGAGAAGUCUGUAAUGCCAAGAAAAAAGACCAUGUAGAUUCCAUCAAAUCGGCGUUCGAUAAUGUUAAGGCACCGUCUGAGUUUUGGGCGGCCGUCAGAAAGUUCAGCUUUAAACACGGCUCUAACUCGGAAAUUUCUAUCACCAACUGGAACAAUUUUUACACAGCGAUUCUCAAGCCAAGAUCUAUUACAGUAUUUGUACCGUAUAACUGUUCCAAUGAAAUCUUGGAUGCAGAAAUCUCGACUGGAGAACUCAACCGGAUACUAAACACACUAAAAUCUGGUAAAGCUGCCGGUCCCAACUUACUAACUAAUGAGCUGUUUAAGAACUUCCCAAUACAACAUAAAGAACUGUUAAGAGACUUAUUUAAUAGAGUGCUCAUUGAAGAAAGAGUCCCGAAAAGCUGGGCAAAGAUAUGGAUGACGAUGCUGCAUAAAAAAGGAGACAAGAACGACCCAAAUAACUACCGUGGGAUUGCCCUUAUCAAUAUAAUCACCAAAAUCUUCACCAAUACCCUAAAGAAACGCUUGGACACAUGGAUGGAUAAAGAGAAUGCUCUGCCCGACUCUUAG